CGAGAUCUGAGCAUUAUCAUGGCUACAUUCCUGCGCAGCUGUCGCCCCAGUGGCGGCCUGAUCAAUUCCAACUUGACGCGGCACUCAAGACGAUGCAUGGCAUCGACUUAUACGGCCGUGACGCGUCGGCGGGAGAAGGAGACCGCCCAGCAGAUGGAAGGCGACAAGGGCAGGCAACAGCGGCUCCUUGAGGAUCUCGAGAGGGACAAGCAGAUACAGAGGCAGGCGGCCGCAAGAGCAGCUCCGAUGGGCGGCAAGGGGGUUGUGGCGAGCGAGGCCUUCCGCAAGAAGGCUGCACGGGUCGGCCGCAUGGGCACCGGUCAGCUGCUGGACUUCCUGGGCGAGACUUCAAGAGCCAAAGUGGCCGACCCUGUGGUUUGGGAGCGGAUCAUCGAACAUAUCGGUCUUCACCACCGGCAGCAGGGCAUUGCCACCACGGAGGGAGAAAGGCCAACAGUCGGAGAGGAGGCAGAGGCGGAAGAAGAGAUCGAGGGGGAAGAGCCGUCGGCCCAGAGGUUUGCGUUGAGUGUGGAUGUGGAGGACGGCUUCGUCGGCCAGCUGCGGCAGCUCUCUCACGAGCAGUUCAUCUCGAUGCUCGAAGCCCUCAACUCAACCACCGCCUUCGUCGCAAUGGACCCCCGGCUGUCGGCACUGAUCAGCAAGGCCUUCUGCGAGCGGCCGUUCGAGCACAGUGAUCUUCGCCAUCUAUCCAACGUGGUGUGUUUUGUCCCGCUGCGGCAAGAUGCAUGCCGCCGAGAAAUGAUGCAGUACCUAGGGCAGCUGUUCCGCAAGGGCCGCUACAGGAAACGGCUUAUGGAUGACCAGCUGUAUGUCAAGACGGCCAUUGCACUGCUGCCGUGCCUCAACUCACAUCUGCUGUCGGCAUUCCUGAGGACAGUGGGGCCUUCCUCUUACCCCUCUGCAGUCAUGGCGAUGGGCGGCGACGAUCUGCGGCUCAUCCUGCGGGCGCUGUCGACCUUCAAAGUGCGGGAUGGGUCGCUGGUCAGUGCUGUCGCGCAUGCCGUCAGUGUGCAGCCUCAGAGGUGAGCCAAUGAGUGCACGGAAAACGUCCGUGAUUCAGCUGUAUGUCAUCUCGUCUUUGUUUCUCUCAGGUUUGGCUCACCUGUCAAUCUGACCGGUCUUGCCACAGGUGAGCGGAUCAUCAUCCGCAGUAUGCAGAGGCACUCUUGUGGCCCCCUUUUCCUUGUGUGUGUACAGAUUUCCUCGACUGUCGGUUGAUGGAGCCCGGAGUGCCCUCGCCGAUCGACCAGCUGCUGGCAGAGAUCAGGUGCCGAUACUUGAAUAGCUGAAUUCACUCCGUAUGCGUUGGAUUAUGUCAUGUCAGGCGCCAGGCCCCCUCCUACAACUUGCAGGAUCUGACCAUCGUCGCAGGUGGGUUUCCAGCGAAGAAGACGCAGAAUGACAUCGGAAGAUAGACCACAAUGUGAUUGCCUGGGUUCAGGAGGGUUGGCUCGGGCGCCGUGGGGUGGCUUGUCCGAGAAGCAUGGCCUGCGGCUGACAGUGGACACUCUACGGGGACGAUGUCGCGAUCUCAUAGGUACCGGCGAAGAUGAAGCAAAGCCAAACGACCAGGUCAGUGGCAGACUCAAGAGUACCAGCUCUCGACUCGUGUGCAUCUGUCCUCUGUCUGUCCCCCAGUUGCUGGCCCUGUUGUCAUCCUUCGCUGCCUUCGAGUGGAUCCCCGACGGCGCCACGCCACUCCCGACAUCGGCCGACCUCCCCGUCACACCAUGCUACAAGUCCACACGAGGCGAACAGACGCUGACUGACACCCUUGCCCAGGCAGCCAAGAAGGCCCUUCUCUCACCCCCAAGUGAACAGGGAGAGGGAUCAGCGGAGGACCGGUCGGCUGCAUUCAUGGCCCUGUCAGCCACCCUGCAAACCGCCCUCCACUCGUCCUCCCAGACCAUCUCAGCCCUGGUUGACGAGCUUCGGCCGUUCCUGUCAUCUCAGGCCGGGCAGGCAUAUGAGGAGGCAUCCUUCAAGACCCUCCUGGAGCACUGCAGCCACACUCUACUUUCGGCUACGGCAGAGUAUGUCGGCAGAGCAACGAGAGACCCAUCCAGCGCGGCUAGUAGCUAUCAUGCUGCCCUCAACGGAGCCGCGGAGACCUUGCGAGUGGUGCGGCUGUUCCUAUCGGUCCCUCUGGCCAGACAGACCUUCGAUGUGGCCGUGUCUUCCUUCCGCGCCCUGGCCGUUGCGUCCCACUGCACCACAUCCAUCCAACCCCAUCUUGAGGACCACCAAGAGGCUAAGAAACGGCUUGAUGGGCUCCGGCAGCAGGCCGAUGACACAACGGCGGCCCUCGACAAGGCCUUAUCUUCACUGCUGACAUCGCCAGAUGUUGCGGUGGAGGUGACACCCGGCGACCUGACGGCCCUCGCUUCCCUGCCGUGUCCCACCACGUUUGCGGUGGUCGUCCGCCGUCUGCAGAAGGACCUCAUCCCCCAGCUGACCCUCUCGGAGGCCCCCCUGUUCGUGCGGCUGUUCGCUCUCGCCCAGCUGGGCCACAUGCCCCUCUCUCUCCCGGCCACUGCACCCAUCACCGUUGGUGGUGAUGAGGUGGUCGAGACCUCACCACCAGCAGCGACUGCUACAGCCCCUGCAGGCGAAUCAUUUACGUCGCAUUUCGGUCCGGCGAAAGGCGCAUCUUCCGAGGCACCGGCAGCUGCUCGUCAGGCUAUCUCGGGUGGUGGCCCCAGGGGCACUCUGGAGGGCUUCGAAUCCCUCAGCCGCCGCAAGCUGGCGACCGGCGCCCCUUCACUACUGGAGGAGCGGCCACUAACGCGUGAGGAGGAGAUCGCGAGCCUGGAAUGGAUGGAGGGGCUGCUUGAUGACGCGCAGCCGUCGCUCUCGACCCACCCCUUCGGCCAUGGGGUGCGUCUCUACGACGAGCUGAUGAUUCAUGCCGGCCACAACGGCACGGAGCCCGACAGCCCCCUCCCUGAAGACACGGUGGACCGGGACGAGGCAAGGAGGCGGCUGCGGUCAUUGGCGUGUUUCGUGACGCUGCAUGCCGACCCCAUGCACACCGGGCAGCCUUCCCAGGGGGCCGUCGACCACCUCACUGAGUCGAUCAAGACGCAACAGGCCAAGAAACAGCUGGAAGGAAAGACCGCGGGCGAGCAGGCAGAAAGAGGCGAAGGCGAUCCGCCGUCUGUACGUGCGGUGAUGCCCUCGGCUGGUCGGGACGAGGCGGGGCCCUCGGUAACUGCUCGACAUGUGCCGUGGGACUUGCUGAAGAAGAGAAGGCCGUCUGUGCGGCUGCAGGAGUGAGGAGCCAGUGGCCCAAGGUGCUGUAUUGAUGUGUGUAUUGAUGUGUCUGUGAGGUUUGCGAGAUGGCUGGCCGUUGUCGAUUUGUGCAAGUCGUAUGUGAGCAAGACAGAUGGACGACAGGUCGAUGGACAUCCCAUGUGUACAUCACAUCGUAUAAAUGGUCUUUCCAGUU
Molecule: messenger RNA, 3469 nt
Organism: Vitrella brassicaformis
Lineage: Eukaryota; Vitrellaceae
Source: the annotation of a GenBank genome assembly